Molecule: messenger RNA, 1371 nt
Organism: Rangifer tarandus platyrhynchus (Svalbard reindeer)
Lineage: Eukaryota; Metazoa; Chordata; Mammalia; Artiodactyla; Cervidae
Source: the annotation of a GenBank genome assembly
AUGAGGCUGCCGGAGGUGCUGAUUUUCCUGGCCUCCUGGGGAGUCGCCGGGGCUGCACCAGGGAAGUUCUGGCACAUCUCUGACCUGCAUCUGGACCCCGAUUACAAAGUGUCUGAAGACCCUCUCCAGGUAUGCCCGUCUGCGGGCUCCCAGCCGGUACCCAACGCAGGCCCCUGGGGCGACUACCUCUGCGAUUCUCCCUGGAUCCUCAUCAACUCCUCCAUCUACGCCAUGAAGGAGAUCGAGCCAGAGCCAGACUUCAUCCUCUGGACCGGUGAUGACACACCACACGUGCCCAAUGAGAGGCUGAGUGAGGUGGCCGUGCUGAAAAUUGUGAAGCAGUUGACUCAGCUCAUCAGGGAGGCCUUUCCAGAUACUAAAGUCUACGCUGCUUUGGGAAAUCAUGACUUUCACCCCAAAAACCAAUUACCCGCAGGGAGCAACAACAUCUAUAACCAGGUAGCAGAGCUGUGGCGACCCUGGCUCAGUAACGAAUCCAUCACUUUCUUCAAAGAAGGUGCCUUCUAUUCUGAGAAACUGCCGGGGCUGAGCGGGGCUGGGCGAAUCGUGGUCCUCAACACCAACCUGUACUACAGCAACAAUGAGCAGACGGCCGGCAUGGCUGACCCCAGCCAGCAGUUCCAGUGGCUGGACGACGUGCUGACCCGUGCAUCCCAGGCUGGGGAAAUGGUGUACAUCAUCGGCCACGUGCCCCCGGGCUUCUUUGAGAAGACACGGAACAAAGCGUGGUUUCGGGAGGGCUUCAAUGAGGAGUACCUGAAGGUGGUCCAGAGGCAUCAUCGAGUCAUCGCAGGGCAGUUCUUCGGGCACCACCACACUGACAGCUUUCGGAUGUUCUACGACAGUGCAGGUGCCCCCAUCAGUGUCAUGUUCCUUACACCUGGGGUCACCCCGUGGAAAACCACGUUACCUGGAGUGGUCAACGGCGCCAACAAUCCAGGCAUCCGGGUGUUUGAAUACGACCGAGCUACGCUGAGCCUGCAGGACAUGGUGACCUACUUCUUGAACCUGAGCCAGGCGAACGCGCUGGGCGCGCCAAGCUGGGAGCUCGAGUACCGGGUGACCGAGGCCUACGGGGUGCCGGAUGCAGGUGCCCGCUCCAUGCAUGCGGCACUGGGCCGCAUCGCUAGCGACCAGGGUGCGUUGCAGCGUUACUACGUCUACAACUCGGUCAGUUACGACACGCGCGCCUGCGACGAAGCGUGCCGCGCCGAGCACGUGUGCGCGCUGCGCGAGGUGGCCUUCGACGGGUACGCGGCCUGCCUGCGCGCCCCCGGCGUCGCGCCCGCGCCCUGCCUUGCGCUCCUGCCCGCGGCGCUGCUGGGCUUGCGCGUGCUGCUCUUGUCCUGA